ACACUAGAUCACAGCACCGGUGCUUGGGUCAUAAUAUAUGAAUACACAUCUAACCUUAUACAUAUGUAAAUUUACAUAUGUAUAAGGUUAGAUGUGUAUUCAUAUAUUAUGACCCAAGCACCCGUGGAUCACAGGAGUUCGAAAUUUUAUCAAUAAAGCGAUUGACCAAGCCAUGAUCAUGCAAUGCGUGAAUGCGGGUGGUUUCGUCCCAAUUACAUAUUCGCACCUAGUGGAUUCGCACCAAGUGAUUUCGUCCCUAUUUCAAUGCAGGUAACAUAAGGUAGAACAUUGCCUUAUAGUCGAGUGGUUUCGCCCCGAUGUACUAAUCGAGUGGUUUCGCCCCAAUAAAAUAACAUAUCUUAAAAUUAUAACGAUUUAACAUAUCUCAAAAUUCACUUUCUUAAAAUGAUCAUCUACUUUCAAAUAAAUAUUGCUGCUUUAAGUUUAUGCUAUAAAUUGAAUUCUUCAUUUUGAGAUUUAUAUAAAUAUAUCUAAGAUUAAUAAAAUCACAUAAUAGACACACUAAUUUUAUCUACAUAAUGCUAAUCUGUUUCAUAUGAUAAUUUUUACUUACUGAUUUUCCACAAUGAAUGCAACUUGCCAUGGCAAAAAUUCUUGGUAUAAUGAUAGAAAUGGACAUAGUUUGGAAGUCGGUAAAUUAAUAUACUGUAUAGUAUUCAUUAAUUUCAAUUCAAUUGCUCAUCAUUAAAAGAGAGUAUGCUCUGAUGAAUCGUUCCAACCACUGUUGCCAUAUAUAAACAUCCAAUUUGAAAAAUUGUUGGUAUAAUGAUCAAAAUGAACAUACCUUGGGCGUCGGUAAAUUAAUAUAUAGCAUUCAUCCCCUAAUUUCAAUUCAAUUCAAUUGCUCAUUGUUAACAGAGAGUAUGCACUAGUCAAUCGUUCCGACCACUGUUGCUACAUACUCAAUGGGGGCGAAACCACUCGGGACGAAUCCACUUGGGGCGUACAGGUAAAGGUGCGAAUAUGUAAUCGGGACGAAACCACUCGUCACCCAAUGCGUUACCUUUUUGUUAACACAGAGCGUCAGCUCGUGCCACUGUGAAUUUUGUUGAUAAAAUUUCGAACUCCUGAUCACAGGAUUAGACCAUCGGCCUCUGAAUUUCAACCAUUACGCCAAUAAAUACAAUGGAGGUAAACGUUGCAGCUGGUGUUCCCUGGAAUGAAUUAAUGUUGCAAGACUCUCUUCAAGGCAGCAUGGAAGUAUUUAUUGAGUUCAUCAAACAGGGACAAAUGGACUCCAGAGACCACAUGGGUUCCACCCUUCUCCACCUAGUAGCCAGGAGUGGCAAUGUGGAAAAGGUUGAGAAAUUGCUUGAACAUGGAGCAUCCACCUUUUUGAAAGAUCUCCAUGGACUCCUCCCACUCCAUGUUGCAUCGAUUCAUGGUCAUGCAAAGAUUGUGCAGUUGCUAUUGAAUAAGGGCUGUGAUGUGAACGUGUCUUCUGAUGCAAAACUGACUCCUCUUCAUUGUGCCGCUCAAAAUGGGAAGUCUGAGGUAGUGAGGCUUUUGUUACAGAAUGGAGCAUCUUUGGAUCCCCAGAAUUGUUACAGUCAAACUCCUCUCAUGUUGGCUGUAUGUGAAAGUCAUGAAGAAGUGGUGAGGUUGCUAGUGGAAGCUGGUUCAGACCUUUUUGUGAGGGACAAAACAUCCAUGAGUAUUUUCCACCUUGCAGUUGUAAAGAGCUCUUCAGUAUGUCUGCAAAUCCUCCUGGAAAAAGUGAAGAGUGGCAGAUUGUUGGACCUCACUAACAUUCAUGGAAUGUCACCUUUUCAUUCAGCUUUAAUGAAGUUAAUCAAUCAAAGAGACAGUUACAAUGAGAUGCUUGAAAAACUGAAAAUGUUAAUAAAAGCAGGGACCUCACCCAGACCUCAGCAGGUAUCGAGAAGUUUUCACAUGAAGAAAUCAGCUCAUGAUUUACAAACACUUGUGAUGAUUGGAAACGUGGAUGCCGUUUCUUUGAUUUUACAAGUCAAUUCACGAAAAAAUAUCCUCAAAGAAGUUAGCAGUGUGUCAUCCGAACUGAAUGGUGGUCGUAUUCAGAGUGCUUCCAAAGAUAUGGCUGGACUCCUGCAGAGUUAUGUUAGCAAUGUGGACCGCCUGCAACAUUUAUGCAGAAUGGUUAUCAGAGACAAUAUGGAUCCAGGGAAUCAAAACAUUUGUCAACUACCUCUACCACAGAACUUGAAGAAUUAUGUGGCAUUUUCGGAUCUGUGUUAGAAGUCUAAAUAUUCAGGAAAGUAUUGGUGCAAUAUGUAGGUCCUCAACUUCUUCACUAUUUUUCAGUGAAAGAGGUUGAUAGGCCAAAUUUCCUUUGUGUUCCUUUGCAAAACAUGAAACCCAUAUUGUGAACCUGUCUUGGGCCUUGGGGACAUGGUUUUAACAAACUUUAAUCUGCACUAUGUGGAGAUGCUUGGUUAUGAAAUAGAUAAAUACAAUAUUUUCACAAAGCAUCUCCUCACUAGUACAUGAAAAAAGACAAUAAGAUAAAAAAUCUUACUAUAAAUGGUACACUGUACCAAUUUGUUCAGUUUAUUAGUUAUUUUGGUCUGAUAAUCCAUCAUUAUAAUUUAUUACACAAUGGUUAAAUUGUUGUAUAUUAAACUAACAUAAUACAUGCACUAGGCAGAUUUUAUUAUUUAAAGAAUGUGGACAUUCCAUUGUGAAAAGAUUGAUGACUUCCAUUCAUUAUUUUUGCUGGUGUUCUUUUUUCUAUUUUUUGUUUGUUUACAUUGUACUGUGCAACCUUGUAAAUAUGGAGUGCCAAAUUAUCAUAAACUCAAAUGAUUGAAGAUCUCUUUAAUUAUUUGAAGAUAUCAUUCGUUCAUUUGAAAUGUGCAGCAAUACAGCAUUAAACUUUUUUUUUUUCAAAUAUAAAUCAAUGACAUCUUCAAAUUUAUAGCACACAUUAAUUGAAUUAUUGAUAGCAUUAAUUAUUCUGCUGAGUGAAAUUCCACAAACCUUGAGAAAUAGGCAUGUGUACAUAGAGAAAAAAACCCCGUUUUUUUGCUUUACCUACCCAUUCAUGAAAAAAAAAUUUAUUUGAUUCAGCACACUGAUUGUGAAUGUAUUUCUGAUGGAUGAUAUCUAAUAUAAAAUAUAUGCGUAGUCUUGCGUACAACUUCUUUCUUGGGGAUACAAUGGCACUGGGGUGAAAGGAAUCCUUUUAGGGUCUCAAAGUACAGCAUUUUAAGUUUUUAUUUGUUUGUUCCUUCUAAGGAACUUUUUGAUGGACGGGUAUGUAUUUGUGAAUCUAAAAAUAUUGAUAAAUUUACCUUUUGUAAAUUUUAAGUAAACAGGUUCACAAAUAGUCUGAUUUCACUUAAUUUCAUAAUGCAUACAUUUGUUGUUAGCUAGGUAAGAUAUACAUGACUAAUUAGAAUUCUAGCUGUGGGGUAUGAAUUUAUGAUGUAUGAUAUUGUGUGUCCAAGUUAAAUUCUUUAUUGCUGUGGUGUUUCUUGUGACCAAAACUUUUAAUUUUUCAACCCUUGUUCAUAAUAUUUGGUUUCAGAGAGUAUGGAGCAAAUGCAUCAACCACAAAGUUUAUAUAUAAAUGUUACAAAUACUGUACAUGAAACUAGCUUUGAUAUUGAGACACAGGACUGAAUCAGAAUGAAAUGUGGACAUUUUUGACAAUUUUCAAGAACAACAUUUAAAUCACCAACUUUGUGAUGUCAUAUACUAGAAGAGAAAUCAGUUUUAGGAAAGUAUGAUUUUCUCUUUAGUUUCAGGAUUAUUUUAUGGAAACAACUGAAUUUCAGAGAGAUUUAAGAAAGGAUUUUUCUCUGACCUAGUUCUUUAAAAGUGCUGGCCUAAUUUUGGAUAAGGUAAACAUGUACUGGCACAUGAUAUUGAUGUACGUCAGAAUGUUCCUAUGGACUGCCUGUAACUCUUAUAACCUUGCUAUUAUAUUAAUGAAACAUUUAGGCCUACAUGUAUUUUGAUAUGUUUAAAUGAUGGUGAUGGUUAGUAAAGUGAAAUACAUUGCUGUUCAGCAAGGAAAUAAAUCCAUAUUCUUAAACUA
This is a messenger RNA of Ostrea edulis (European flat oyster), 4042 nucleotides long. Its product is annotated as ankyrin-1-like. Bases 1147 to 2238 code for a protein of 363 amino acids. The record is from RefSeq and is a predicted model, not a curated record. Gene Ontology annotation, molecular function: protein binding. Lineage: Eukaryota; Metazoa; Mollusca; Bivalvia; Ostreida; Ostreidae. The transcript is spliced from 2 exons. Gene Ontology annotation, biological process: intracellular signal transduction.